CGAAGACAGGUUAGGGCACCAUGUAAAAGAGUCCAACGAUGACCAACCUCAAAACCCCCUCUCUCUCCAAACAGAAACCUCGAGAAAAUCCUGUCAGGGACCAACCAUUACUGCCACACAGCCUUGUUUCCGUAUUUUCUUUUCCUGCGUAAAAGCAAUGAAUGGCGAUGGAAAGGGGGACGCUGAGGCCGUGAAAAUGGAGGAGGAGAUUAAAGGGAAGUUAGUGUAUAUGUGGGGCUACCUUCCGGGAGCUUUACCACAGAGGUCUCCGCUGACAUCUCCGGUUGCAGUCAGGGUUCCUCCGACCAUUGGCUCCUUCGGGGACUCCUGGAAGGAUGUUUGCGGAGGGGGUUGUGGGUUCGCCAUGGCCAUUUCCGAGUCCGGAAAGCUCAUAACAUGGGGCUCAACAGAUGAUCUGGGGCAAAGCUAUGUGACAUCCGGGAAGCACGGGGAAACUCCGGAGUGUUUCCCUCUUCCAACUGAAGAUUCUAUAGUGAAAGCUGCAUCAGGUUGGGCCCAUUGUGUUGCAGUUACAGAGAAUGGAGAAGUCUAUACGUGGGGAUGGAAGGAGUGUGUUCCCUCUGGAAAGGUCUUUGUAGAUCCAACAUUGGGGGGUUGCUACGAAAAGGAUGCAUUUGAGAGGCAGAGUUCUUUUUUGACAGAGCAAGUAAGUCCACCCUCUCAAGGGUCACGAUCAACUGGAGAAACUGUAUCCGGUAUUGAUGCUAGAGGAGGUGGAGAAGAAAAUACAAAACGAAGAAGAGUAUCUUCAGCAAAGCAGGCAGCUGAAAGUUCAUCAUCAGGUGAUGAAACUCUCUCGGCCUUCCCAUGCCUCGUAACGCUUAACCCUGGAGUAAGGAUAGCCGCUGUUGCUGCUGGGGGGCGCCAUACUUUAGCAUUAUCAGAUAUAGGACAAGUGUGGGGCUGGGGCUAUGGAGGCGAAGGGCAGCUUGGUUUGGGUUCCCGGAUACGUAUGGUGUCCUCUCCUCAUCCCGUACCUUGUAUAGAGUCCUCUCCUUAUGGAAAAGAUAGAUCCAUAUCACUCUCAAGAGGAAGCAUGAGUUCUGAGAGACAGGGUUUUAGAGUUCCAGGAAGUUAUGUGAAGGGGAUUGCCUGUGGAGGGAGACAUAGUGCAGUAAUCACAGAUGCUGGAGCGCUACUUACUUUUGGUUGGGGACUGUAUGGACAGUGUGGUCAAGGUGGUACAGAUGAUGAGUUAAGCCCAGUUUGUGUGUCUUCCUUACUUGGUAUCCGGAUAGAGGGUGUUGCUGCGGGAUUGUGGCACACUGUCUGCAUAUCUGCUGAUGGUGAUGUGUAUUCAUUUGGUGGGAAUCAGUUUGGGCAGUUGGGAACGGGUGCUGAUCAAGCCGAGACUCUGCCAAGGCUACUGGAUGCUCCAUGCUUGGAAAAUAUGCAUGCAAAAUUUGUAUCAUGUGGUGCUCGUCACAGUGCCUUAAUCACAGAGGAUAGGAAAGUUUUCUGCUGGGGAUGGAACAAAUAUGGCCAGCUUGGUUUGGGAGAUGUGAUCGACCGCAACAUUCCUUCUCAAGUCAUAAUUGAUGGCUGUAUACCUAAAAAUGUUUAUUGUGGCUGGUGGCAUACCCUUCUUCUCGCUGAAUCUCCCACUUGAAUUACUCCCUUGCUAGCGGUCUUGGCACAAUUUUGUAGGUAGCAGUUAUUUAGAUUGUUAACUUACUGAGUACUAUGUAUAUGUACAUACAAUAGCUUGUAUACUUGCACAUCUAUGCAUGUACUCAUUCUUUCAUGACUAACAUGUUCGCCAUUGCUGGCCCCUAUCUUUAACGCCAUUGCAAGAAGGAAAGCUUCGAUUCCCAGAUGUAUAGCUUUGUCAGCACAAUUGUGUAUAUCUCUUUUCAUUCAAUUUGAACUCUGAUGUAAUUGUGGGUGUAGAGGAAAAAACACAAACUUUUUUAUGUAAAAUCAGAUCCCUGCCUUUGUAAUUGAAAUGUAACUAGGUGUGUUUUCGGGUUUCUUCAA
Molecule: messenger RNA, 1998 nt
Organism: Juglans regia (Persian walnut)
Lineage: Eukaryota; Viridiplantae; Streptophyta; Magnoliopsida; Fagales; Juglandaceae
Product: ultraviolet-B receptor UVR8-like
Exons: 11
Coding region: 158-1630 (490 amino acids)
Source: RefSeq, a predicted model, not a curated record